AUGGAAGAAGAAGUCAGCUAUUCUACAGUGGCUUUCAAAUAUGGUCCUCCUAGAGAGAAAAAAGAGGAGGCGACCAUUUACGCCGAAGUAAAACCUGAAGCGCCGGCUGCUGUUCCUGCACCAAUCGGUGUGAUAAUGACUGAACAGAAAGCAAACCUCAGCGAGCUGAUGGAGGGGAUGAGAAUCUUGGAGAAUAAAACUGCAAAGCUGAGAAGAGACAGAGGCGACCUCAACUAUACGCUGGGAGUCAUCCUGAAUUUCAGCAGCUUUCCAGUAACAGAGUACUGUCCUGACAAAAAGUGCCAGCCAUGUCGGCCUAACUGGAUUCGGUUCCAGGAAAAGUGCUACCUGUUUUACGAAGAAGAACAUCCUUGGAAGACAUGGGAAGAAAGCCGAAGGUACUGCCAGAAUGAAACCGCAGAUCUGGUUGUUAUUGAUGGUCUGCAAGAACAGGAAUUCAUCAAGAAUCACACUAAGUUCUACUUCGACAGGUGCCACGGAUACUGGUUUGGUUUGUAUGAAAAGGAUAAAACCUGGGUGUGGAUUGAUGGACAUAAUGACAAUCUCAGGUUCUGGACAAACGAGACACUCGGCAGUUCGGGUCCGUGUGCCCUGAUGAUCCCUCGCAGCAACCCUACACAGAGCUGGGACCCAGCAGAUUGUGUAUUCUUAAACAAAUUCAUCUGUGAGAGGGAAGCUCUGAUAAGGUCUGAAUAGUUUAGUGCUGUGUAAGUGUCCUUUGUCUUCAUGUUGCAGGAAAAAAACAAGAAAAUCUAAAGAAAUAUGCAUCAGUACUGUUUAUAUGAUAUAUAAUUUAGAAUGUGAGGAGUCAUUUCAUCGUCCAUGUUGUUUUCAUAGCGAUAUCUAGUUCUGCUGAAAGUAUUUUCUACUGAUGUCCACAAUAUGAUUUUUUUGUAGUGCAAGAUGGAAAAUACAAAGACAAAAAAAGACCAGAAAUAGAUACAAGCCACUGGAAAAGAGAUGCAAAAUGAACAAAAAUAGAUGUAAAACAACACACGGGGAUGCAAUCCAAUGAAAAGCUGACACAACACAAACAAGCAUAAACAACCACAAAGACACAAAAUGACCAGAAAGGGAAGCAAGUCAUUUAAAAGAGAAACAAAACUAAAAAAAUUAGACAAGUAAAAGAUACACAAAAGACCAGAAAGUGAUUAGAACUAACUAAAAGAGAAACAAACUGAACAUAGACAUAAAAUGACUGUAAAGACACACAAAAAACCAGAGGGAGAUGCAAACCUUUAAAAAGAGAUGUGAAAUGACAGUAAAUAGGCAUAAACACCUGCAAAAACAAAUAGACCAGAAAAAGAUGUAACACUUUUUAAAAAAGAGACCAAAAACAAACACAGAAAGGCAUAAACAACAGCAAAGACAGUGACAAUGACCAGGAAGACGUUAAAAUUAAUUUUAAAAGAUACAAAAUGAAGACAAAUAGAUGUAAAACUAUGGGAAAGACGCACAAAAAAAAGACUAGAAAUAGAAGCAAUCCAUUGGAAAAGAGAUGCAAAAUGAAUACAAAUAGAUACAACUAUACAGACACACAAAAAGACUAGAAAAUGCAAAAUGAACAUAAGUAGUUUUCAGUCCAUGCAGUUAUCUUGGAAUUAACUCUGUAAUCAAUAGCUUGGUAGAGUAUAUAAUACUGUAGGAUCAUAGCCUUAACUUGAAGCUUGUCAAUAAAAACAGAUAAAACCAAGAAUUUCCUUUAGGAAUUAAUAAAGUUUUAUCUUAUCUUUUAAUAUUUAUGUUAGUCGGGUACAUUUGUAUUGCUGCUUUUAUUGUUCUGCUUUUAUUGUUCGUUUUAAAUGUACUCUAAAAAUAACUGUGGCUUCACUUAAAUAUUAUACCUUUAACCGUUCUAGAUAUGAAUUUUACAAUAAUUCAUCCACAUCAGACUGGAAGUCUGUGUUGCCAGAAGGCUAAAAACUAAUAGUAACAAACGUAAUAAGGUGGUUUUACAUCCAGUAACACUGCAGAUUUGUUACAACAUUCAUGUCACAUCUGUUGUAAGCUGUUGAGACAAACAGUUGUCAAAGAAUCUCAGAAAAACCUCAAGAUUUCUCCAUUUCUGUCAUUUAUGUAACAUCUCAGCAGGAGAUUUCUGUUCGCUAAGUUCAAAGGUUUUUUUUUGUAAGAGUUGAGAAAAAGAUAUGAACUGGUGAAAGUACUAUUCUCUAUCUUUGUACUGUAUAUGUUCAUAUUAUUUUUGUAUAGUAUUCUUUAUGUUUUUGCCAUGUGCUGGGAUAUUUUGUCGAAUAUGACUUGGAAAUUCAAAUAAAAACGAUGUAAAAAAAAAAAUAAGUAAAACCCAAAAAAUGCCUACCAUUACAGAGCUUUUUGAUGUCAUUUUAUUUGCAUAUAAAAUUCAGUUUAACCUGU
Messenger RNA from Amphiprion ocellaris (clown anemonefish), 2397 nucleotides. Its product is annotated as C-type lectin domain family 4 member G-like. Bases 1 to 717 code for a protein of 238 amino acids. The transcript is spliced from 6 exons. NCBI's taxonomy places the organism in Eukaryota, Metazoa, Chordata, Actinopteri, Pomacentridae. The record is from RefSeq and is a predicted model, not a curated record.